This is a messenger RNA of Bombina bombina (fire-bellied toad), 3384 nucleotides long. It is a transcript of the gene ARAF, whose product is annotated as A-Raf proto-oncogene, serine/threonine kinase. Gene Ontology annotation, cellular component: cytosol; mitochondrion. The record is from RefSeq and is a predicted model, not a curated record. The transcript is spliced from 17 exons. Gene Ontology annotation, molecular function: protein kinase activity; ATP binding. Lineage: Eukaryota; Metazoa; Chordata; Amphibia; Anura; Bombinatoridae. Bases 154 to 2079 code for a protein of 641 amino acids. Gene Ontology annotation, biological process: signal transduction; protein phosphorylation.
UGAAGCUGUGUACGCCCGCACCAAUGGAAAGAGGUCAGGGGGCGGGCCUAGUGCGUUUCUCCCUGGAACAUGGCGGCGGCUCGCUGCACCGGAUAGAGCAAGGAUUGGGAGCCAUUGCACAAAUUCAAGAGCAGCAUUGGAGAGUGUGAGCCAAUGAAGCGCUCUCAGACACCUCCUGGCUCCAUUGCAAAUGGUGCCCUAAGCGCCCUUUCUCGGGAGUUGGGGAAGGGGAGUGCGGUCAUGCUUUCGGCAGCUGUGUUGGAGCUUCCUAGCCCUGGUGCACGAGGUUUUCCUCAGAGUGAAGGUACCCGUGUGGCAACACCAAGCGAUGUCCAGGUGACAGAGAGCAAGUCAGGGGGCACCGUCAAAGUGUAUCUUCCGAACCAGCAAAGGACGGUGGUGAAUGUCAGGCCUGGGAUGACAGUGUACGAUUCUCUGGAUAAAGCACUCAAAGUGCGUGGCCUGAGCCAAGAAUGCUGCGCUGUGUAUCGCCUAAUCCAGGGUCGGAAAAUGGUUACAGACUGGGAAACGGACAUCACGCCUCUUGUUGGAGAAGAGUUGAUAGUGGAAGUGCUGGCUGAUGUCCCUUUAUCCAUGCACAAUUUUGUCAGGAAGACAUAUUUCAACUUGGCAUUCUGUGACUUCUGUCUCAAGUUUUUGUUCCAUGGCUUCCGCUGUCAGACGUGUGGCUACAAAUUCCAUCAGCACUGCAGCAGUAAAGUGCCUACCGCCUGUGUGGACAUGGCUAAACUUCACAAGCCCAUAACAAUUAACGAACAGGAUCUGUCAAUGUACUAUGAUCAUUCCCGUUUAAACCAUGAGCCCUACACGCCACAGCCAUCCAGCCCUCGGACACAGCACCCAGGAACCGCUUCCUUUUCAUUUCCCGGGGAGGGACAGCCCCUGCAGAGACAUCGUUCCACCUCCACACCCAAUGUCCAUAUUGACAGCACCACGGGUCCUGUGGAUAACUCCAUUAUUGAGGAAGCAUUACGCAUUGCGGCCUUAAACUCUAGUGCCCCCAAAAGUGGUCAGUCUGUAGGCACGGUUUCUCCACAAGCCAAGUCACCCGUAGAACCAACACGAGAACGAAAAUCUUCAGCCUCUGAUGAGAAGAAGAAAGUGAAGCAGCUUGGGUACCGUGAUUCCAGUUACUACUGGGAAGUAAAUCCCAGUGAGGUUUUAAUCUUGAAGAGGAUCGGCACGGGUUCUUUUGGAACUGUGUACCGGGGGAAGUGGCAUGGAGAUGUAGCUGUUAAAAUUCUUAAAGUGACCAAUCCUACGGCAGAGCAGAUUCAGGCUUUCAAGAAUGAGAUGCAGGUCCUCAGGAAAACGCGCCAUGUCAACAUUCUUUUAUUCAUGGGAUUUAUGACACGGCCAAACUUUGCAAUAAUUACCCAAUGGUGUGAGGGUAGCAGCUUGUAUCGACAUCUCCAUGUAAUCGAAACACGAUUUGAUAUCUUUCAGCUUAUCGACAUUGCCCGCCAAACAGCGCAGGGGAUGGAUUAUCUCCAUGCUAAGAAUAUUAUACAUCGAGACCUGAAAUCCAAUAACAUAUUCCUGCAUGAGGGUCUUACAGUGAAGAUUGGUGACUUUGGUUUGGCCACAGUAAAGACUCGGUGGAGUGGAUCUCAGCAGGUGGAGCAGCCCAGCGGUUCUAUCCUAUGGAUGGCCCCUGAAGUAAUCCGAAUGCAGGAGAACAGUCCGUACAGUUUCCAGUCUGAUGUAUACGCCUAUGGAGUAGUCCUCUAUGAGCUCAUGGCUGGAUUAUUACCGUAUGCCAGUAUCAACAACAGAGAUCAGAUCAUUUUCAUGGUGGGACGUGGAUACCUAUUUCCUGACCUUACCAAAGUGUCUAACAAUUGCCCAAAAGCAAUGAAGCGGCUUUUAGUAAACUGCUUAAAAUUCAAGAGAGAAGAAAGACCUCUUUUUCCACAAAUACUUUCCUCCAUUGAGUUGCUUCAGCGAGCUCUCCCUAAAAUAGAACGCAGUGCCUCUGAACCUUCAUUACAUCGUGCAGCCAACUCUGAGGACCUCAACCAGUUUCUGGUCACCACCCUUCGCCUUGUGCCCCAGUGAUGGCGUUUGAACAAACUAGGCACAGCAGGGAUACCUUGUGGGUCACUUGUCGGUCGUGAGAAUUACAUCCCAGGGUGGUAUAUCUUGGGCUGUGACAGCAUUCGGUGUCUCACAUAGGAAAGAGGAAAUGUUACCAUGUGGGCUGUAAUAGGGCUUUCUCAAUACUCACUCUAUGGGCUGCUGUGUUCUUUUAAGCUGAGUCUUUUUAAAUCAGUGAUUCAUUUUUAAUUUUGAUGUAUUCCUACUUGUUCAACAACAUUUCUCUCUUCAUCUUUGUUGUUUUGGGUAACAGUAGAGUUAAUCAGGACGAGUCAGGUUGCAAAGCUCUUAUGAUCGAGGGUCAUAGCUUGAGAAGGGAGAAGUGUGAUUAAUUGGAAGAAAGAUGUGGGUCGAUAUCCAGAGGUGUCCUGAGGAUAAUGAAACAUGGAGGCAAAGAUUUGCAAUAGUUGGACACCGUGCAAUGCACAGCAAGUGAAACAAAAAAUGCUGAAACCUCAGUUUCAUUGUUAAACCCAUAAGAAAGAUACUCGUUCAGAGUAAUACGUACUGCAGGUAAAAAAGGUGAGGAACUUCUUCUUUGGUCCUCCCAAAACUACUGCAAGAAUAAAAUGGGUCUUUUGAAGGAAAGUUAUUUUUUCUAAAUGGGUCUCCAUGCAGUUACGUAUGUGCCUUCCUCAAAGAUAACGCCGAAAGUUCUCCAGUGAGGCUAUUGCGUUGUUUAUGCUUUUGAGAUAUAUAUAUAUAUAUAUAUAUAUAUAUAUAUAUAUAUAUAUAUAUAUAAUUUUUAUUUUUUUGCAAUAAAUGUAAUUAUUUUCUUGGGAACCAAGGAGCCUACGCGUACAACCUUAUCUUUACUAUCAGUGAUUUCCAAUAAAUGGACAUUGCUAUUUGAUAAUCAAUUUUGCAUUCAAUUCUUGGAGACUGUAUUAAAGGACACCCAUUCACCUACUCGCCAUUGUGCAUCUCCUAGAAGAUGAAGCUAUUUAUUGCCUAGACUAAAAAUGUGCCUGAUUAUAACGUCUUUGAGAAUUUGAGGCCUUUAAAAGGUCUAUGAUUUGUAAAAGUGGAAUAUUCUUUAUGUUAAUAUGGACUUUUUAGCAUUGAAUCAUGUACUAUAUUAACUGUUACUGUCUUUUUAUUGCAAGAAUUAAAGUCAGUGAUAGCAAUGAGGUAAAUACGGUCCUGUAAGCUUGAGAAUCUUUGAAUACAUAGAUCUGUAUGAGGGAAAAUAAAACUUUAAAAUUGUAUUUGAACAUAAGGAUGUGUAAUAUAUAUAUAGUUUUAAUAAAAAUAUGUUUGGUGUAA